Molecule: messenger RNA, 1171 nt
Organism: Chaetomium fimeti
Lineage: Eukaryota; Fungi; Ascomycota; Sordariomycetes; Sordariales; Chaetomiaceae
Product: thymidylate synthase/dCMP hydroxymethylase domain-containing protein
Exons: 2
Coding region: 110-1171 (353 amino acids)
Biological process (GO): dTMP biosynthetic process
Cellular component (GO): mitochondrion; cytosol
Molecular function (GO): thymidylate synthase activity
Source: RefSeq, a predicted model, not a curated record
CCCAUCAACCAGCCGACAACGAACUCCCGCUCGAAAGAUAACCAACACGCAACAAACACCUGCCAGAGCUCUUAGACGGUCAUUUCCUUUGAAGAAAUAACACCGCAACAUGACCGUCACACAAAACGAUCCCGCCCCUGCGGCUCCGGUAACCGCCACCGAACCCCGACAUGAAGAAUACCAAUACCUCGAUUUAGUCCGCGAGAUCCUCGACGAAGGGGAGCUCCGUAGCGACAGAACCGGCACGGGCACCUACUCGAUCUUCGCCCCACGCCCCCUCAAAUUCUCCCUCAACCGCGACGGCGUGCCUAUCCUCCCGCUACUCACAACCAAGCGCGUCUUCACUAAAGCCGUGAUCGCCGAGCUCUUGUGGUUCAUCUCGGGCGACACCUCGUCACACACACUGUCAGCCCAGGGUGUCAAGAUCUGGGACGGCAACGGAUCGCGCGAGUUCCUAGACAAGCUCGGCCUAACCGAGCGGGCGGAGGGGGACCUGGGUCCCGUGUACGGGUUCCAGUGGCGGCACUUCGGCGCGCGGUACGUGGACAGCGGGACCGACUACACAGGCCAGGGGGUAGACCAGCUGGCGCGCAUCGUGCACACGCUGCGCACCAACCCCUUCGACCGGCGGCUGGUGCUGAGCGCCUGGAACCCGGCCGACAUGCCCAGCAUGGUGCUGCCGCCGUGCCACAUGUUUGCGCAGUUCUACGUCUCCUACCCGGGCGCGGGGCGGUCACGCCGCACCGAACAAAACCCCACCACCACAACCCCCGAACCAACAGCCACCACCCCCGAACCAACAGCCACCACCCCAACCCCCAAAGGCCACCUCCACUGCCAGCUCUACCAACGCUCCUGCGACAUGGGCCUGGGCGUGCCGUUCAACAUCGCCAGCUACGCGCUGCUGACGCACAUGCUGGCGCACGUGUGCGACCUGGUGCCCGGGUCGCUGACCCACGUCAUGGGCGACGCGCACGUGUACCUGAACCACGUCGACGCGCUGCAGACCCAGCUGGAGCGGGAGCCGCGCCCCUUUCCCGAGCUGGAGAUCGCGAGCCGCCAGGGGCGGGGCGAGGGGGAGGGGGGCAGUAUCGAUGGGUGGCGGGCGGAUGAUUUUGUGGUGAAGGGGUAUAAUCCGCACAAGAUCAUUCCGAUGGAGAUGAGUGUGUAG